Molecule: messenger RNA, 3393 nt
Organism: Aedes aegypti (yellow fever mosquito)
Lineage: Eukaryota; Metazoa; Arthropoda; Insecta; Diptera; Culicidae
Gene: hry
Product: protein hairy
Exons: 3
Coding region: 525-1556 (343 amino acids)
Biological process (GO): regulation of transcription by RNA polymerase II; anterior/posterior pattern specification; regulation of neurogenesis
Cellular component (GO): nucleus
Molecular function (GO): DNA-binding transcription factor activity, RNA polymerase II-specific; protein dimerization activity; RNA polymerase II cis-regulatory region sequence-specific DNA binding
Source: RefSeq, a predicted model, not a curated record
ACACGAUCGUCUGGCAGAAGAGUCGGUUUGUCGCAGCAGCUCACAGCUCCGGUCAGAAUCGUUUCAACCUUCGUCGGAGUAACAGCAACAAUCCGGUACGCUCUCUUCCUGUGCGCCACCGGUUUUGGUUCUUUUGAAAAGAGUUUCAAGAUUCGGUACGAGACUUUGAUUUGCAUCGGCUUACUGUCACCGGCAUAUCGGUAUCCGGUUCAACUUCCGAGGUGUCGUGAUUGAUUGGUAUCGAGCUCGGUACAGGAAAGUGAAAGUGCAUCGCUGAUUCAAAACGUGAAAAAAACUGGAAAAAUGAUUUAGAAAGGGGAUUAAGUGCUCAUCAGAAGAAAUAUUUUGUGCCUUUGAAAAACAUACAAGAAGGUUGUGAUUUUAAGAACGCACGGAUUCAAGUGAUUUCAAGUGAAAGCAGAGAAUCGCUGAAAAAAAAAACUCAUCGGAGAAAACAAUAAACAAAAGACAGUGUGCAUAUAAUUCCCACUGUGGAUACUCUACUUAAGUACAAAUUCAAAACAAUGGUUACCGGACUUGGAACGGCAGCCCAACAGGUUGGCGGUAUGCCGACCACCUCGCAGAUUUCAUCGGCUGAGCAGCCGGUGGUCAAACGGCCCAGCGAUAAUCGAAGAAGUAAUAAACCGAUUAUGGAAAAACGUCGCCGAGCUCGGAUCAAUAACUGUUUGAACGAGCUGAAGACUCUCAUCCUGGAUGCCAUGAAAAAAGACCCAGCUCGCCAUUCCAAAUUGGAAAAGGCUGACAUCCUAGAAAUGACCGUGAAACAUUUGGAAAAUCUGCAGCGACAGCAAAAUGCUAUGUCACAGGCGACAGAUCCAAAUGUUAUGAACAAGUUCAAAGCUGGAUUCAACGAGUGCGCCCAGGAAGUUAGCAGGUUUCCGGAUAUUGAUCCAAUGACCCGCCGGCGUUUGUUAGCUCAUUUGAGCAACUGUAUCAAUGGAGUCAAAUCUGAUCUUCCAAAAUCACGUCAAUCGGCAGUCCAAGUGCACAUUUUGCCAUCGCCUCCCAGUUCACCAGAGCAAGAUCAUCAUCCUCAACCUCAUCCAGCUCAGAUCAACGCAGUGCAGACCGGUAACGGAGUGUACUUCACUAAUAGUAUCGGAUCCAGCGUUCAGUUGAUCCCUACUAAACUUCCGAACGGAAGCAUGGCUUUUGUUCUGCCGCAAGCCAUUUCUGCAGCGACAGCUCCUGUUCCAAUGCUAGUUCCGAUUCCCAGUCGUACUGCAUCUACCGGCUCAGCAGCAUCCAGCCAUUCGUCUUCGUCCGCGUACGAUCGAGUUCCCCAAGAACACUCUACCUCGCCAUAUCACGCACCACCAAGUCCAGCCAACUCUAACUAUGAACCCAUGGACUGCAAACCCUCAGUUUUCCAAGAGCAACAGCAAUACCUCCACUCGCAACAGAUGCGGUACCAGCAACAGCAACCUCAGUCCCAAUCGAGAGCCUACAGUCCCGACAGUCCGUUAUCCUUGGUCAUGAAAAAACCCUACCAUGAUCAGAACCAAGACGAUGACAAACCUUGGAGACCGUGGUAAUCUCAUCGUUCGCGUAUUAUCCGCACAUCGAGUCAUUAAACAAUUAGUACCUUAACACCCCACCAGAGCUGUGUGGCAGCAUCCGGAAGUGUACACAAAUAGCAACGGCUCGUGUACACGAGCCGCAGUGAACCGACUGAAAGCCGUAGACUUCGUCAUCGCAGUCGUCAAGCUCAUACAAAGUAGUGCCCGCCCUUCCGAUUCACGUUCAGCCAUAGCUACCGCCGCUGUUCACGUAAAUCAUCGAGUGCGCUGAAAUAGUUGAAAUAGCACCGCUCUCUCAACUCUGCACCACACCGACUAAAUGACUACAAUGUAGAUCUGUGGGAAGAGAGGGUGAGCAGGACAGCAGUGCGAGAGAACGUGGUGAAGACGAAACGCGCCAAAGGGUCACGAGUGUCGCACUUGCUUGCCGCUUUCCCACACUCAUUAUACGGCCCUGGCUCUAGCGCAAAGGCCCGACCAAAGUGUGUCUACGUUAGAAUGUGUGUGAAUGACUGUUCGGUGAAGAUCGUGCCAAUAGAAUCUAGUGAGUGAUCGUGGAGGCGGGAAACGACAAGCAACGAGUAGCAGCACUACAAAAUUGUGAGCUCGCUACAAAGUGUGAGAUUGAAACCGCGCAAAGAGACUGAAACUGCGAGGAAGCGCACAACCACCGAAAGUAAAAAGAAGAAGAUCGCGGCACGAGGCAAAAUUUAUUUUUACUUUCGGGAGAAUAAAUUUUUAUCACUCUCGGCUUUCGGCGCGGUGGUCGCUAGUGGCGGUGCGGUAAUUGUGCGCGCGUGUUUGCUCCAAGAAUGCAAUACCCUAUUAUUCGCUCGCAAAACGUGUGGCCUACUGUGCUCAUCGAUCUCCACCCUGGACGAAUGACGCGUUCGGGUCACUAGUCAUCUACGGUUUUCUUAUGAGAUCGUUCACACCUGGUGGUGGUGGCAUCUCACAAAGCAUGAAUGCAUAAACAAAAAGAAAGUAUAAACGAAACCCGCACAAACUCAGCUGAAAAGUUGGAGAAUUUGGUGGAAUCCUGUUGCUGUGAAUAAUGUGUAAGGCCUUAGUGUGAUAAGCAAUUUGAAAAGUUACAAAACAAUAAUCGACGAGUUCAAAACUUUGCUAAACUAGAAGACAAAAAGAGCAGUGAAUCCCUUUAGAAUGCAAUCGCGAGGAAACCAUCCCACUGCGCCUGUAGUAAAUAUGUGGAAGUGCGUGUAUUGCAUUAGUCAAAGUCGAGGACCGCGAACAAUCAUGUGAUUAGCUUCUUGAAGUUUUAUUUUAAGAUCGUCCCAAUCCAUCUUUCGUUCAUCCAUCUUUUUUCAUCCUCUUCUUGCUAUUUUUGUCUUUCAUUCAGUUCAUCUCAUGCAAAAAUCCUGUAAAUAUUAUAAUUUUCGUUUAAGUUCGACACCCAGAACAAGCGAGUGCGACAAAAAUCACAAACGUCUUCCAUUAGAUAGCUACGCUUGCGAUGUGUGGUACAAAACCAAUUAAGGAAUCCCACAAUCAAUUUGAGCGAAGUAACGAUAGGGUCGCCAGUCAAGUGAGUUUUAUAUUCCCACUUUUAUUUCCACCGGAUUCGUUCGCGGUAGUCAUACACAAGUAGCCAAGAGUGAGAAAAGCGAAUAAAUUAUUCAUCAGAUCGUGUACAUAGUUUUUUUUAGAAACGAUAUUGUAUGUCAAACCUUUUCCGUUUCGAUUAGAACCCACGUUUCAAACUGAAAUAGUGACAAGCAAAGCGAUAGGCAUUAUUAUUUAUACGAGGGUAACACCACUACAAAUUUGAUAAUAAGGCAUAAGCAAUCCUAAUCUAAUAGAUGUAUGAUACAAAGAGAGAGCGUUGUAAAAG